Leptopilina heterotoma is the source of this 1841-nucleotide messenger RNA. Its product is annotated as major facilitator superfamily domain-containing protein 9-like. The record is from RefSeq and is a predicted model, not a curated record. The transcript is spliced from 4 exons. NCBI's taxonomy places the organism in Eukaryota, Metazoa, Arthropoda, Insecta, Hymenoptera, Figitidae. Gene Ontology annotation, biological process: transmembrane transport. Gene Ontology annotation, molecular function: transmembrane transporter activity. The coding region runs from base 467 to 1702 and encodes 411 amino acids.
CGCCAUCUACUAACCUGUCCGAAACUAGUACAUCAUUUUUAAAAUGUUUUUAUAAUUACUAACCUCAAAAUUAUCUUAUAAAUUUUGUUUACUUGGCUUACAUCAUUUAUCAUCUUCUUUACACCUAAGAUGUUGCUUUAUUUACACAAUUAUAUUUAUCAAAAUGUCAUAAAUAUCAAAAUGACAUUUAUUCGUUGUAAGAAAUUAGUAAGUUAAUCAUUAUCAAAAAGUAAUGAAUUUAAAUGAAUUUUGCAUUUGAAGCAUGACUUUAAAAAAUUUACAAUACCACACUACCAAUUUUUUGUUAUCUAAAUGACGUUUACAACUACUACGUAUUACAUAUGUUUAAUGUGAUGUGAUUAUUAUCACGUAUAAAAUGAAAUUAGAAAGAUGGUAAUGGACAAAAGUUGAUCCAUAAGAGACAAAGAAGUUUAAAAGAAUUGUCUUCUUUUUUUUUAUCAAAAAAAUGACGUUUCACGUGGCAUGGACUUACAUUAUAAGUUUUCUGGAUUUUUUUGGAAUCAGUAUUUUUAUUCCAUUACUAUCGGGGCAUUUAAAAAGUUUAGGAGCCAGUCACUUUUUUAUUGGUGUUCUCAGUUCAGUUUAUGCAGGAUGUCAACUUUUAAGUGGACCCAUAAUUGGAAGUUUGAGCGAUCGACUGGGACGACAAAACAUUCUCAUCUUUUGCCUAAUUAUCACCAGUGUUUGUUACUUUUUUAUGGGAAUAACGCAAUCUCUUUUUUUGAUAUUAAUAUUAAGAGCAACUUUAGGUAUUUUCAAACACAUUCAAUCGCUAAUUAGAACAGUGAUAGCCGAUCAUAUUUUCAUGAAGGAACAAACUGUAAUUUUUGGCCGAGUAAAUGCAAUAGCAGGAAUUAGUUUCACGUUGGGACCAGCGAUUGGAGGACAUUUUGUUGAAUUCGAAAAUGGAUUCUUUUACAUUUGCAUGUUUACUGCUUUUAUCUUCAUUUUAAAUAUUGCAAUUGCAUAUCUCUACUUGGAAGAUCCUCCAAAAAAGGUUGAUAAAUCCGAGACGAAAGAAAUUAUUCAACUGUCAAGUGUAAUAAAAAAUAUUCCAAAAAAUCUAAUCGGAGCAAUCAAUGAUCUUAUAAAUAUAGAUUGGAAUUUAUAUUGGGAUAUAUUUCUAGUAAAAUUUCUAACAUCCGUGGCAAAGGAUUGUUACGUUAAUAAUUAUUCAAUAAAAGUUCGUGAAAGAUUUCAAGUUUCACCGAAAUUGAUUGGAUAUAGUUUGUCAAUGCAGGGAUUUUCUGCAGCGUUAAGUGGUCUCUCUAUGGGAUAUGUAAAUAAAUUUUUAUUCAAAAAUAAGAUUGAUUUCGAGAAGCACAGUGUAAAAAUUCAUAUUUUCGUCACUCUGUGCUAUUUAGCCAUUUUGCUAGCAACCAAAGUUGAAAUUUUCGUCUUUUUUGGCAUGUUACUUGCCUUUGCGAAUGUGAUUUUAAGGGUAAGAGAAGCUGAAAUAUUGUUUAAACGAUGUCCCGAUUCGGAGCGUGGAUGUUUAACAGGGAUGGGAACAAGUAUCACGAAUAUUGCCCGAAUGUUAACUCCCUUAAUUGUGGGGAUAAUUGAAGAUAUUUAUGGUGCUGGUAGCGGAAUUAUUUUAGGACUAAUUAUAUCGACUGUUGUAAUUUUAGUUUCAAUUAAUGCCAAUAGAAGAAAAAUUGUGAUGAUAAAAAAUGACUGAUGACAUGACAGUAUUACAGGGUUUCCACAAAAUUUUUAGUUUUUUCUUUUCCUAACGAUUAUUUUUAAUAAUUUUUUAAAAAGUUCUUUGAGAAUUUUCAAAUUCAUUUGUUUACAAUUCAAUUUUACAAAAUUUCAAU